Molecule: messenger RNA, 2560 nt
Organism: Aspergillus aculeatinus CBS 121060
Lineage: Eukaryota; Fungi; Ascomycota; Eurotiomycetes; Eurotiales; Aspergillaceae
Exons: 8
Coding region: 1-2406 (801 amino acids)
Biological process (GO): positive regulation of transcription by RNA polymerase II
Cellular component (GO): nucleus
Molecular function (GO): DNA-binding transcription factor activity; transcription cis-regulatory region binding
Source: RefSeq, a predicted model, not a curated record
AUGAGAAUUGGAAGGGGAUGUGAACCUUGUCGCUUAGAUCCGCCUUUUCGUUUCAAAUCUGUCCGUCAUGUUUACCAGAAGAGCAAUGGCACGGCAUCCAAGUUUGAGCUGGUCUGGGACUCCCAGCAGACUUGGGUGAAGGUCCCUCACUCGUUGACCUUCGUGCACGAAUCAUCUGACGACUCUGACGAUGACAAUACAAGCGACAUUCCACCGGUCCGUCAAGGGGAUGACCAUGCCCCCUCAAAUGAGACGCCGCAAGACAUCCCACAGUCCUAUACUUUUUCUUUCCCUCCAUCAUCUUCACUUUGCAUGGAAGCUAACAUUCUUCAGGCCGACAUCUGCGACCUCCGUUCUCACUUCGGGACCGAGGUCCCUCGCCGCGCUCUCCGAUAUCCGAUGGUUCUCAAAGCUGUCCUCGCCCUUGCAGCUCGACAUGACGCCAUUGUAAAAGGGGCCAGUGAUUGGGAAGCAUCAGAGUACCACGGCCAAUGCCUCGAACUCCUGAUCGCAGCUCUCGCCCUUCCAGAAGAGACCUACGAUGACAACCUCCUCUUCACGGUUGUGAUCCUACGGAUGUACGAAGAACUCGAGCUUGCGACCGACGAGAAGUGCCACUGGGUCGGAUCCAAUCGACUUCUCAACCGGAUGUCUAAUUCUGCGUCCUCGGGCGGGCUCGCUGAAGCCGUGAGCUGGCAGUUCCUUCGCCAGGCCAUUUACGCCUGCGUCGUGCAGCACCAACCGAUGCAACUCAACUUGGCAAACUAUGAGCGUUCCGUUGUUUUCCGGCGGCGCGAUGACGCUUCCUAUGCGAAUGUCAUUAUCUUCUACUGCGCCAAGAUCUUGCGGUUGUGGUCAGGCUCGCACUGCAGUCCUGUUGACGAGACGGAGUGGCAGCAUCUGGUCGACAGCGUGGAGCAAUGGUACCACGCGCGACCGGUCAGCUGGCAGCCACUCCAGUACAAGGAUGCGAAUCCGCACGAGAAUCGCCCGUUUCCUGAGAUGUGGAUGAUCUCGCCGCAGGCGGCCGUGGGACUGCAAUAUUAUCAUACGGCGUGCAUCUUUCUGAGUGCUUCCGACCGACACUGGAGUGUAGUCAGUGACUACGAGCUUGCACGACUCAAGCGCGUAGAGGAGAGAACAAUCUCCUCCCACCUCGUCAAGGUCGUCGGCCUCUCGAUGUCCAACGAGACCGUGGAAAACGCAUACUUCAUGGCCUGCCAUCUUCUUCAUCGCUGUACCUCCAGCACAACAAUAACUUCGCAGGCCGAUGCCGACAACCGUCUCUCCUCCUGCUCCACCAUCCACGGCACCUUGACCAUCUCCCCGUCCGUUACCGGCACCAUCACCCUCAAACAGCUUGAGACGCUCAACGCAGGUCUAACCAUCCAAAAUGCCUCCGCGCUGACGGCUUUCUCCGCGGCGAACCUCGAAACCGUCAACGGGCAGUUUUCCAUCAAGAAUAAUGCUCAGUUGAGCACCCUGACGUUGUCAAAUUUGCAAAAGGUCAGCGGAGAGCUGGAUGUCGAGGACAACUCCCAGCUCAGAGAUUUGGUGUUGGAUGAUUUGCAGUAUGUGAACGGAGCGUUGGUCCUGGGUGGGAAAUUUGAUCGGAUAUCAUUUAGCGAUCUCAAGCAUGUCAACGGCAAGACGAAUAUCCGGUCGCGCGGAGGAUCAUUUCGCUGCUCGAGUUUGGCUUCCCUCCGGAGUGAAGAUGGUGACGACGAUGACGACGACGACCACAACAAUAACAGCAACAGCAAUGGCGUGUUCAGGGGAUCUUAUAGCUGCUCCGACGGCUCCAGCAGCGGGCUAAGUUCGGGAGCCAAAGCGGGCAUUGCGAUCGGCGUGAUCGUGCUUGUUCUGCUGAUUUUCCUCCUAGUAUGGGUACUGAUGCGUCGGAACCGAUCACGGCGCAAACGGCGGAACGCGGCCCAAGACGAGGGCAAAUCUGGAUACGCGGCUGUUGGAGUAGGGUUGUCGCAUGAUCGCAAGAUCUCAAAUAUGGAGGAGAAACUGAAACCUCGAGUGUCGGAACCGCAUGAGCCCGAACAGACGAUCAAUCUGAAUAACAUCCCACGGAAACCACUCUCGCCGCCUCCACCAUCGUUGUCGACCGACGCACGUCGCACAAUUUCAACAAUCUCGCCAUCUUCUCCCCCGGUACCGGCUGCUUUGAUCCCCGGCACAGAAAGCUCGUCCAGCUCUGUUCCGACGUCUGAUGACCAAAACGCGUUGUUCCUGCAUACCAUCCCCCGACGGAGGCCAUCUGAAACGGACGUCCCGUUAUUGGAUAGUGGGAACGUGCAUGAAGUACCGGCCAGUCCGGUCGCGCAUAGAGGAUUGUAUGAGUUGGACGCUGGGCCUGUGCGAGGGACGCACCAGCAACCGAUCAACCACGAGUAAUCAACUCAUUGUCGCGUAUGACGGCGCGUGACGAAGCAUGAUUGACGAGACUUCCGGAAACUGUUGGUCAGCACGACCCAACAAAUAUACCCUGAGAUAGCGAACAUAACGAAACAGCAGUCCAUCAUCUAACUGUACAAUUAGAUUGCAAUUG